Molecule: messenger RNA, 522 nt
Organism: Didymodactylos carnosus
Lineage: Eukaryota; Metazoa; Rotifera; Eurotatoria; Philodinida; Philodinidae
Source: the annotation of a GenBank genome assembly
AUGAAUAAUGCCGUUUUCGGUGGUGUUUGGGCGAACAAGAAAAAACCGAAACGUGAACAUAUGGGUGAAAUGAUCCGACUAAUUCAACAACAACUGAAAAAAUUAGAACUCGGGAUGGUAUUUACCGUCAAACAAUUGGGCGAUCAAUUGACAUUUAUUCCAGUCUAUUUGUUAGCAGCAGCUUGUGAUAAACCAGCCAUCUCUUUGGUACAGAAUACACCCGAACCGAAUGCCGGAUACGGAUGCUCGAGAUGUGAAAUGGAAGGAGUAACCGUGUAUACUGGCAAGACGUUUAUUCGCGUAUUUCCGUUGUUUCCCGGUCAAUCAUUACUUGACACCAGACGGUCGAAUGAAAGCUAUGAUAAAGCUAUGGAUCUGUGGGACACACAAACAUCGGUAUUAUCAAAAGUCAAAUUGAAAAAAUUUAUUAGUCAAACACGUGGUUAUUUGGGACAGUGCCAUCUUCGAAAUCUAAAAUAUUUUGAUGUUGGUAGAUUCACAGUGUUAUUCAGCCAAUCAUGA